Messenger RNA from Phytomonas sp. Hart1, 876 nucleotides. Lineage: Eukaryota; Euglenozoa; Kinetoplastea; Trypanosomatida; Trypanosomatidae. The record is from the annotation of a GenBank genome assembly.
AUGCUUGAGGCCCAAGUUCAGCUUGCUAGCCUGUGGAAGCGGUUGGUGGAAUGCGUCAAUGGUUUAGUGAAUGAGGCUAACUUUGACUGCAACCCUGGUGGCUUAUCGAUACAAGCGAUGGACACAAGCCACGUUGCUCUAGUGCAUAUGCUUCUCCGUGACGACUGCUUCAUCAAGUACCAGUGUGAGCGCAACAGCAUCCUAGGUCUUAAUCUUGCUUCACUCUCCAAGGUACUCAAAAUUGUCGAUAGCACCGAUAGCCUUACGCUACGUCAUGAUGAUGACUCGGAUUUGGUAACGCUGCUUUCAGAAAAUGCCGAAAAGACGCGCAAAUGUGAGUAUCAACUUAAGCUUCUAGAUAUCGAGGCAGAGGCCAUGGGGAUUCCUGAACUGGACUAUCGGAGCACGGUCACUCUCAACUCCAAUGAGUUUGCAAAGAUUGUACGGGAUAUGGCCAUCUUUGGAGAUACUGUUACGAUCAGUAUCAGCAUGAAAGGUGUCAAGUUUAGUUCCUCCGGUGACGUUGGGCAAGGAUACACUUUUUUACAGGCAUCUGGUUCGUCGCUCCGCCGUCCCAAACCGGAAGUCAAGUCUGAAGUCAAAGCUGAGUCUAAUGAGGAUGGGGAGGAUGAAGUUCCGCUAUCUCGCAAGUAUAAACAGGAGCAACAAGCUGCAAUUGGAGUUGAAGUGGAGAUGGAGGAACCCAUCACACUUUCUUUCGCUCUGCGAUUCAUGAAUAUCUUUGCAAAAGGGUCAAGUCUCAGUGAUCGCGUGACGCUGAAGUUUGCCAGGGACAGCCCAUGUAUGGUUGAGUACAGUAUCGACAACGUCGGAUACUUGCGCUACUAUCUUGCACCUAAAGUUGACGAUUCUUAG